AUGACUGGAAAUCUUGAGACUCGCAGUCACAGGGCCGGAGCUGGGCAGCCGGCAGGGGUCAUGGCAAUCACUUUUCCUGGUGGUGCUCAUCUUAGGAAGGUGCAGAGUGAACGUGUGCAGGAGGUGGUGGAUCAUCACGACCAGCUUCUCAAGAGCACAUUGGAUACUGCCAGCUACCAGAAGCUUUAUAGCUUCUACCACCUCAUCAAUGGCUUCGCAAUCCACACUACUGUUUCUCAGGUUGCGAAAUUAAGAACAAUAAAGGAAGUGAGGACGAUAGAGAAAGACAGAGGUGCAAGGCUAAUGACAACAUAUACACCAACCUUUCUUGGUCUUCCAGCAGGAGCAUGGGCAAGGGAAGGAGGACCGCAGAAUGCAGGCGAGGGAAUAGUAAUAGGACUAGUCGACAGCGGCAUCGACCCAACACACCCAAGCUUUGCAAAUACAGCAUCAGACCCUUUCUUGCCAAACAUUCCCCGUUUCUCUGGCACAUGCCAAACAGGUCCCUGGUUCCCAGAGAAUUCCUGCAAUGGGAAGAUAGUUUCUGCUCGUUACUUUUCAGCAGGAGCUGCUGCAUUGAUGCCUCUAAAUGCAUCCAAGGAUUUCUUGUCACCCUUUGAUGCCAAUGGGCAUGGAAGCCAUGUUGCCGCCAUUGCUGCUGCAAACUCUGGUGUCCAGGUCAUCGUGGAUGGCUUUAACUAUGGCAGUGCAAGUGGAAUGGCCCCCCGAGCUCGGAUAGCUGUGUACAAGGCAUUAUAUCCAGACAUAGCAACCCUAGCUGAUGUCCUUUCGGCAAUCGAUCAAGCCAGCCAAGAUGGAGUGGAUAUCCUGUCACUGUCAGUUGGACCUGAUGAACCUCCCAAAGAUAGCCCUUUUACAAUGCUGAAUGUGUUUGACGUGAUGCUCAUGUUUGCACAGAGGGCAGGUAUUUUUGUUGUUCAAGCAGCAGGAAACAAAGGGCCAGACGCAGGCACUGUCAUUUCUUUCAGUCCAUGGGUGAUGGGGGUUGCUGCCUGUCACACUGAUCGAACAUAUGCACCAUAUCUGCUGUUAGGCAAUUAUCUAAGUCUGCCAGGAAUUGGCUUGUCAGGCAAGUCCUCUUCAUCCAUUUACUUUUUAAAUUGGUGGAAGAUGUAACCCAAGUAUCAACUGUGUGCUGCAGCCUCUACCUUGACAGAUUACAAGCUUGUUUCAGCAAAGGAUGCUGCAGUCUUGCCUAAUGUUACAGCUGAGGAAUGCCAGAACCCAGAUGCAUUAACGGCAGAGGUGGUGCAAGGAAGAAUCUUGAUUUGUUCCUUCUCUGCUGGGUUUUUCCAAAGGAACGCAACAAUAUAUGCAGUUCUCAGGACAGCCAGUAAGCUUGGUGCCAUGGGUUUUGUUUUGGUUGCCAACCCACUCUAUGGAGAUUUUACAGCAGAUCCUGUUCCUUUCUCAAUUCCAGGCAUCAUGAUUCCCAGAGUCUCUGACGCGCAGGCACUCAUGGAAUACUAUGAGAAUAAAACACACAGAGAUGAAACAGGAGUUGCGUAUGCAUAUGGUGCAGCAGCAUCAGUCAGAUCAGGAAGGGAAGCAUCAUUUAAUGAGAAGGAAGCUCCCAUUGUGAGCAGGUUCUCGUCUAGAGGUCCAGGAGUCAUUGACUUGAAACUAAGCCCAUCAGACAUCCUGAAACCAGAAAUUCUUGCUCCAGGGCAUACCAUAUGGGCAGCAUGGAGCCCAAUUAGCAUGGUGGAUCCUCUUCUUAAAGGAUACAGUUUUGCACCAUUAUCUGGGACUAGUAUGGCAGCACCACAUGUAGCAGGGAUUGCAGCAUUAGUUAAAGAGCUACAUCCAUCUUGGACUCCAGCCAUGGUGGCAUCUGCACUUGUAACCACUGCCUCUAAAUAUGACAAUAAGGGUAAUCCAAUAAUGGCAGAAGGUUCCUACGGCAAUACAGGUAAUUUAUAUCCUGCUACACCUUUUGAUUAUGGAGCUGGCCUUAUAAAUGCAGCCGCAGCUAUGGAUCCAGGCCUUGCUUUCCAGUCCGGUAAUUUUCCUUACCAAAUUUUAGUAUACAACUAUACAUAUAUCAAAGGAAAGAGAAAAGUAACAUGCUUUCAUUUGUCAGAUUUUGAAGAUUACAUUAGCUUCUUAUGUGCAAUGCCAAAUAUGGAACCCCAAGCAGUGCAAGAUGCCACUGGUAUGCAAUGCAGCAAUUCAUUAGCCUACCCAUCUGACCUCAACCUACCAUCUAUUACUAUAGGAGCCCUGAAAGGAGACCGGUCAGUAUGGAGGAAUGUCACAAAUGUCGCGUCAGGGACAGAAACUUACUUGUGCUCUGUAUUGCCACCAAGGGGAGUGGAGGUUCAAGUGCUACCAUCUUUCUUCACAAUAGCUCCACAGGAAACCCAAGAUUUAGAAAUCAAACUGAGUGUGGUUCAAGCACUUAAUGUUUUCAGCUUUGGUGAGAUUGUUCUAAUAGGAAGCCUUGAUCAUAUAGUGAGACUUCCACUAACAGUAUUUACUCUUCCUGUACACUAAGAACAAGAAGAUCCAUUGAUCAUAUACAAAUCAGCUCCAUGUACAACAAGCAUGUAUUUGUACAACAAGCAUGUAUGACAACCGACGGGGCUUCAGAGGAUGUAAGCUACAAUCUGGCUAUACAAGCAUUGGAAAAUUUCACAUGUUCUAGUCAUCCACUUCGGUAAUGAUUGACAACUGUAUAUAAAUCUCUAACAAGCCGAGCACCUAGGAACAUCAAGCCAUUAUACAUCAACCGCACUCCAUUCAGAUAAUGUCAACUUAAUGCCGUGAAACAGACUAAUAUUUUGUCACAAUUGACAGCUCUAGAUGCACCAUACAACAGCUAUCCCAAAACGUAAUAUGACUUACCAACUCCAGAUGAUACAAGUUUUAGUACCCUUAACAAUCUGCAAGUCAUGGUCCCCUUUAUAAGCUUCUGCUGAAGUUUUUGAGUUUCGCGUUUCUAAUAAUCUAGUUUGACACUUUACAUCUGAAAUUACACGUCAACUAUAUUCUCAUUUGAUCAAGCAUUAUAGACUAAAACUCUGAUUGUGAACAGACAGAAUCACAGGUUCACAGGCUUCCAUUUCGUAAGUUUUUAUGAAGAAAAAGAAUCUCCACAAGCAACGUGUAGGACAGUUACCUGGCUUCCUGUCAUUUUCCAACAGGAGACAAGCUUUAAUUCACUUGAGGAAAAAGCGCAUCACCGAAAAGCAUAACAAUGAACAUGGAUUACCAAUUUACCAUCCAGGAGGGAUUCCUUCAGUUGAGGAACCCAAUUUCUCUAUCACAUCCUCAGGUUUGAUAAGAAAACCACUUUGUGAGUGUGUGAGAGAGAGAGAGAGAGGGAGGGAGAUGCUACCAACAUUAGUUUCUGAGCAUAGAGCAGGAAAAUUCGGUCAUCAGCUGAAUCAAAUCGCAAAAGGAAUCAUUUUCGAAUCAGCAAAAGUUAACAUUAUUCUUUUAGAAAAACUAGCUCGAAAAAAUAAAAGUUUACAAAAUAUAAAGAAUAACAAGCAUUACUGGGGAUGACAAUUGGCACCAACGAAUCAGGUGGUGCAUGUUCAGAUCGAUUUUGGUAACACAGAGAAGAAGACCCAAAUAUGCAAAAAUGGCAACUGCAUGCCAAAGAUUUGUAAGAAUUUUUAGGAAAAAACGUAUAGUACUGAGUACGUCUGUACUCGAAGGAUUACAGCAAAUCUCAUUC
Messenger RNA from Nymphaea colorata (pocket water lily), 3706 nucleotides. RefSeq names its product subtilisin-like protease SBT2.4. Gene Ontology annotation, biological process: proteolysis. Gene Ontology annotation, molecular function: serine-type endopeptidase activity. The transcript has 9 exons. Lineage: Eukaryota; Viridiplantae; Streptophyta; Magnoliopsida; Nymphaeales; Nymphaeaceae. The record is from RefSeq and is a predicted model, not a curated record.